AUGCUGUGUCUGUGGCUCUCCGAGGGCCCCUGCCUGGCAGCUCUGACUGUGACGCUGCUGGUGCUGAGCCCCAUCCCGGCUUUGGCUGGGGACCUCCUAUCGCGUUUCAUGCUGCAGAUGAAGUAUGAGUGUCAUUUCUCCAACGGGACGCAGCGGGUGCGGUACGUGGAGAGGCACUUCUACAACCGGGAGGAGACUCUGCGCUUCGACAGCGACGUGGGGGCGUUCAGGGCGCCGACGGAGCUGGGCCGGCCGGAGGCGGAGGCCUGGAACCAGCGCGAGGACAGACUGGAGGACAGGAGGGCCGCGGUGGACACGUUCUGCAGAUACAACUACCUGGCGCUGGAGAGCUUCGCGGGGCGGCGGCGAGUUGUGCCGAAGGUGACCGUGUACCCUGCAAAGACCCAGCCCCUGCAGCACCACAACCUCCUGGUCUGCGCUGUGAGUGGUUUCUAUCCAGGCCACAUUGAAGUGCGGUGGUUCCGGAAUGGAGAGGAAGAGGAGGCUGGGGUCGUGUCCACGGGCCUGAUCCGUAAUGGAGACUGGACCUUCCAGACCCUGGUGAUGCUUGAGACAGUUCCUCAGAGUGGAGAGGUGUACACGUGCCAGGUGGAGCACCCGAGCGUGACCAGCCCCGUCACCGUGGAAUGGAGGGUACAGUCGGCAUCUGCUCACAGCAAGCAGCUGAGUGGAAUUGGGGGCGUGGUGCUGGGUCUGCUCUUCCUGGGUGUGGGGCUGUUCAUCUACUGCAGGGCUCAGAAGGGCCACUCUGGGCUUCAGCCAACAGAAAAUGUCCUGUCCAUGGCCUCCUCGGCCCCUGGCUUUGCCUGGAAGUCAAUACUGACGGCGGUGCCUUCUCUGCAUUGUUUGCAGCUAUCAUUUAGAUGCAACCCUUGCAGCCUCCUCUGCAUUGGAUACCACCCGGUGCUACAGCACUUUAACACAUACCGUCAGCAUCAUACAGCUGCAAGGAAGAGAACUGGAAAAGAGAGGGAGGAUGACAUCACCGUGCAACAAGAGUUUUCAUUCCUAGCUGAUAAAUAA
Molecule: messenger RNA, 1044 nt
Organism: Lepus europaeus (European hare)
Lineage: Eukaryota; Metazoa; Chordata; Mammalia; Lagomorpha; Leporidae
Product: HLA class II histocompatibility antigen, DRB1 beta chain-like
Exons: 6
Coding region: 1-1044 (347 amino acids)
Biological process (GO): immune response; immunoglobulin production involved in immunoglobulin-mediated immune response; peptide antigen assembly with MHC class II protein complex
Cellular component (GO): late endosome membrane; MHC class II protein complex; lysosomal membrane
Molecular function (GO): MHC class II protein complex binding
Source: RefSeq, a predicted model, not a curated record